Molecule: messenger RNA, 1677 nt
Organism: Propithecus coquereli (Coquerel's sifaka)
Lineage: Eukaryota; Metazoa; Chordata; Mammalia; Primates; Indriidae
Product: zinc finger protein OZF-like
Biological process (GO): regulation of transcription by RNA polymerase II
Molecular function (GO): DNA-binding transcription factor activity; RNA polymerase II cis-regulatory region sequence-specific DNA binding
Source: RefSeq, a predicted model, not a curated record
AUGGAGGAUUGGACCCACAAACUCCAGAACAGAGCUUUGCCAUCUAGGGACUCAGCCCUUUCCCAAAAGGGGUGUCUUGAGGAAGAAAACAUGGCUGCUCUUUGCCAGACAACAAAGUCCCAGAACCCCAUGCAGGUGUUUCAGUGCUUUGUGUCAUUCAAGGACGUGGCUGUGAACUUCACUGAGGAAGAAUGGAGAGAACUGGACCCUACUCAGAGAGUCUUGUACAGGGAUGUAAUGCUAGAGAACUAUAGGAACCUGGUCUCCUUGGGAUUUCCUUUUUCUAAACCUGAUAUCAUCUCCCAGUUGGAGCAAGCAGUAAACCCACGAAGACGAAUGCAGGAGGGAGAAGUGCUAAGAAGCAGCUGUCUAUACUUGGAGAACAGAAAGUCAAAACCAAAGAAGGUAUUUGAUGAAAAAAAAUCAUACCAGAGGAUAGAUAUGGAGAGAAACACAAAAGCUGAUGCAAGGACCUCCAGUUUGAAAGAGUCCUGGGGAUAUGAUGAUUACUCAGAGAGCAAACAGGCCUUUGGUUGUGGUGUACACUACACCGAACAUCAGAAAACUGAUGUCAGAAAACUGACUAUUCGAGAGAAAUUUUAUGAAGGUAGAAAAGCCUGUAACUGGAACUCAUACCUUACCAGACAUCAUAAGAGCAAUCACAGUGGGAAGGAAUAUAAUGUGCAAGAAAGAGCCUUAGUUCAGAAUAUACUAUAUAUUCAACAUCACAGAGUCCAUAAUGAAGAGAAACCUUAUGAGUGUAGUGAGUGUAGAAAAACUUUCAGUAAUUGUUCAGCCCUUACAGUACCUCAGAGAAUUCAUACUGGAGAGAAACCACAUGCAUGCAAUGAAUGUGGCAAAGCCUUCAAUCACAGUUCAUCUCUUAUUCAACACCAGAGAAUCCAUACCGGAGAGAAACCCUAUGAAUGUAAUGAAUGUGGGAAGGCUUUUACUCAGAUAAUACACUUCAUUCAACAUCAGCGAAUUCACACUGGAGAGAAACCUUAUGAGUGUAACACAUGUGGUAAAGCUUUCAGUCACAAUUCAUCCCGUGUUGGACAUCAAUUUAUUCAUACUGGAGAGAAGCCCUAUGUAUGCAGUGAAUGUGGGAAAGCCUUCAGUCACAACUCUUCCCUUAUUGUCCAUCAGUUUAUUCACACUGGAGAGAAACCCUAUGAAUGUAAUGAAUGUGGUAAGGUCUUCAGUCAGAGUUCACACCUCUAUCAACAUCAGAGAACUCACACUGGAGAAAAACCUUAUACCUGUAAUGAUUGUGGGAAAGCCUUUAGUGAUCGGUCAGCCCUUAUUCGACAUCACAGAAUUCAUACUGGAGAAAAACCCUAUAAAUGUAACGAAUGUGGUAAGGCCUUCAGUCAAGCUCAACUCAUAAAACAUACAAAAGUCCACACUGGAGAGAAACCCUACACCUGUAAAGACUGUGGGAAAGCCUUCAGCCAGAGUUCAUCCCUUACUCAACAUCCGAGGGUUCAUACUGGAGAGAAACCAUUUGAAUGUCAGGAGUGCGGGAAAGCCUUUAGCAGAAGUGCCCAUCUUAGUCAACAUCAGAGGAUCCACACUGGAGAGAAACCUUGUGAGUGCAAGAAAUGUGGCAGAGCUUUCAGGUGUAGUUCAGCCCUUAUCAGACAUCAAAGACGUCACAGUGGAGAAUCUCCCUGA